Opisthorchis viverrini is the source of this 1587-nucleotide messenger RNA. RefSeq lists its product as hypothetical. The transcript is spliced from 11 exons. The coding region runs from base 1 to 1587 and encodes 528 amino acids. Lineage: Eukaryota; Metazoa; Platyhelminthes; Trematoda; Opisthorchiida; Opisthorchiidae. The record is from RefSeq and is a predicted model, not a curated record.
AUGGUUCUGUUGCACCGAAGAAUCGGUGACGACAUUAGUGUUGCUGUCUCUGCUGCCGCUGCUAUGGAUGAUGAUGAUGAUGAUGAUGAUGAUGAUGAUGAUAAUUGUAUGAAGUGCUCUGUUUCGCCUGAAAUGGCUUCUGCCAAGCAAGAUAGUGCAACCUAUAACAUGACGUGUCUUCUCCGUGAAUGGGACAGAGCACCCAAAGAAAAACGCCGUCAGUUUCUGCAGGAUUUUAUCGACCAGCAUCACGAUCGUUCCGGUCCAGAACUAGAGUCCGAACUCGCACAAAUGGCCAGUUUAUUUCUGGCUCGUAUUUGUGUGUGGAUUAAGCUUACAUAUAUGUCCGGGACUUGUCUCACUGAGCAGCUGCAAGCCUUACACAUCUUUCUGGCCGCAUCUAGCAGCCACUCCUUUCUGCUGGAAUUUUUGGAACAUGGAGGGGUACUUUGCCUCCAAGAGCUUUGUCUCUCACCGAAUGGAAAAGAAGUGGACAAACGAUGGGCUCUGAAGGUCCUAUCAUGCGUUGCAAAUGCUGGUACCAGAUACAAGGAAACAAUUUGCGAGUGCUACGGAAUACGAGCCGUAGCGGAAUGUAUGGCAAAGUCCACUUCAGAGGAAACACAAGAAGAAGCUCGUAAUCUGCUACAAAUUUUAGCAGAAGGGAAUCCGCGAUUUUCCGAUCAGGUCUACAAGGGACUUAUUGGAGUGUUGCCAUGCCAUUCGCCCAAAGCACAGCAAUUGGCACUACAGACUAUUCGUGUGCUACAGCAAUCUCGCGAAACGGCGAAUCGGGCUCUGAUUGACCGGAUUAUUUACCUGCUCGAAUCUUUGCAUCUCGAGGUUCAGUCUGCAGUAAUUGAAUUGGUUCGAGAUCUCAUGCGUUUUGACCUAGCCGACGAUAUAUUGGUCGCUUUGGUCACACUUCUUCGACCACAACGAGAAAUUCAACUGGGUAAAUUAUUCACCGAGGCAGUAUCCGGCUCGGAUUCCAGUUCUGACAUGUCUGAAAGUGAAUGCGGUGACGAUUCCGAUAUAGCUAGCGCUUUGUCACAAAAUGAAGUAUCGAAAUCGUCCAAACCUCGCAAAGUCGGUGUGGGUCGGAAGCCUAAACUUGUUCUUACAGAAGAGAAAUCGACUGCACGUCCCCAUGCCAUGCGUGAUAUUCGAACGAAGAGCACCACUUCUUUACAAAGUUCGGCCUCCGGCCAUCGAGACAUAUCGACAAGGCCUGGCGGCGCUAAACAGAAGACCAAAACUCUUAAGAAGCGCGGUGAUUCUCAGGCGGAAGCUCAGCCGUUGCCAGCGUUUGUUCAGCAAGCGUCCGCAGCCAAAUGUAUCAGAAUUCUUGCGCAAGACUCCGUGGAGUUGACAAGGAAAAUACUGAGGUACCUAUGUCAAACCUAUCCGGUAAUUGAUCGGGUGGUUCGUGAGGCUAUGGGUCCAAGUAUGCACGACGAAUUCACACCGUUAUCUACCAAGUACGCAUCGACUUUUCUUUCGGAUACUACACUCAGGCAUUACGUAGCUCUGGAUGAAACUGCUUUUGCGUACUUCACCGAACAUAUAGACGGACCGGAUGUCUAG